Messenger RNA from Lachancea meyersii CBS 8951, 1083 nucleotides. Lineage: Eukaryota; Fungi; Ascomycota; Saccharomycetes; Saccharomycetales; Saccharomycetaceae. The record is from the annotation of a GenBank genome assembly.
AUGAGAAGAAGCUUCACCACAGUUGUAGCGUUGCUCGCUAAGCGCAGCAAACAGGACUCACAGAACACCCUUAAGUUUUUGGCCCAUGCUAACAGAUCUACUACUAUUUCGUCUCUUUUCGAGAAACCGGGUACGGACGCAGUUCAUGUCCAAAAAGUGGUCGAUCUGCUGAAUAACGAGCUUCCCGACGGAGAAAGCAAUAGAAGAAGAGUUGACGCUCAUUAUGACAUCCUCAUGUCCAGACUGAAGCAGGUGGUCGAAAAAUCCAUUGCUCAGACUGGGGUUGACGAUGUAACGCUCAAGUCCCAGCAAUUAAGUGCUCAGGAGAUGAUCAAGAAAUGCACUACCAGUGACCAGCUGUACGCCUUGCUAUUAGAACUCCAGGUGAGUGGUAAACUCACUACGUCUGCGCUCGCAAAAAUCAUCAUGAACCGUCAAUUCACGCAUCUGAGCCAGGUACAGGAGAACCUACCAGGAUUUAGCCACGAGCUCGAGCUAGCAGCUAUGUUGGUCUACAGAGGCCGAGGUCACGAAGCGAGCCUAUUAUACAAAAAUUACACUGAACGGUGGACUUCAAGAUGGCACAAAUUGGCGCCCAUGGCUCAAAAACUGAUAUGGAAAUGCGAUCACAGAAUACUCGGAGUUCCCGGUGUUGUCGAUAGGUCCGUCGAGAUUAGUGGCUGGACUGCUUCCGACUGGGUGGGUCUUUACCAAGCGUUAUAUUCCGCGGCAUACCAGCUGCCUCGUCCUCAUAGCACACAGCUUACGAAAGUACAGCACUUGUUUGUCGAGUCGCUGAGGGCGCUUUCGAUGUGCAUCUCGAAUUCAGGCGAAGCCAAGAAAAGAUCUCUGGAGGCUGUGAGGGCCAGUGUUGAGAACAGACUGUCUUACGACACUCCAGAGGAGACGGGGGCCACAGUGUACCAGUACCGAUUCCUGCGGCGGCUGGACGACCUUUUACAGCUGUCUGCACGCGAUGCGGACGUGCCUGAAGAAGCACGGCUGGUCCUUGCUAAGGUGCUGGACUCUCUGCAUCGCGAAGAGGAGGUAGCCCGGUCUCAGAUGGUAAUCAAAUUUAUAUAG